UUCUCAACCAGAAAGCUCUGCACUUUUCAUUCUCUCUCACAUGGCUCGCUCUCUGUCCCAAGCCUUAAUCAAGCUGAGUCCAAUCUCCCCUUCUCCGGCGCGCCCGUCAUCGACUCGGCUGCUCGCCGUCCGCUCUCAAUCUAACGUUCCUAACCACUCUGACCUCUCCGAUCCUUCUGAUUCCUCUUCGUCAACCGAUCCCCUUCUCCGGAAGCUGGAGGACGCCAUCCACCGCAUCAUCGUACGCCGUUCUGCACCCGAUUGGCUCCCCUUUCUGCCGGGUUCCUCUUAUUGGGUCCCGCCCCCAACCUCCCAGUCUUACGGCAUCGCUCAGCUCGUUGAGAAAUUAGCCAAUCCCUUGACGCAUGAGGAGUCCAUGUCCACCACCACAGUCAGAGGCUGGCCUUCUUCUGAAUAUUUCAUCAAAGGUGGACCUCCGCAACCAGUGGAGGUAGAGACAACAUCAGAACAUUUAUCUAAACCCGAGGAUGAGGAAGGAUGAAACCUUUGGCAAUAAUGGCAUCUUUGGCUCAUCUGGAAAGAUUGAAGUUGGAGAAGCAAGGACUAGGUAGCAGAAGAGCUGACAACAAGCUCUUUUGGUCAAUUGGAGAUGAGCUGUAUAGAUGCAAUCUGGCUGGUUGGUCAGAGGCAACUUCUUUCAAGAUUUUAGAUUUGGAAAUUAUUGUGCAUUCUCAAUUUGUGUUGUUAAAGCAAAAGAUCAUCAGUAGUUGUAUUAUAUGUAUGAUCUAUUUAGCAUUACUCCAUUCCCGGUAUACUCUUUCACUUACUUUCCCAUAACUGGUGUAAAUACUCAGUCUUGCUGAAUAAAGUUGAUGCAAGUGCCCAUUUAUUUUA
This is a messenger RNA of Rubroshorea leprosula, 855 nucleotides long. Lineage: Eukaryota; Viridiplantae; Streptophyta; Magnoliopsida; Malvales; Dipterocarpaceae. The record is from the annotation of a GenBank genome assembly.